This is a messenger RNA of Acomys russatus (golden spiny mouse), 1362 nucleotides long. RefSeq names its product nuclear envelope integral membrane protein 2 (gene Nemp2). The transcript has 9 exons. The coding region runs from base 1 to 1266 and encodes 421 amino acids. The record is from RefSeq and is a predicted model, not a curated record. Gene Ontology annotation, cellular component: nuclear envelope. Lineage: Eukaryota; Metazoa; Chordata; Mammalia; Rodentia; Muridae.
AUGCCGCCCCGGUUGUGGUGGCUGGUGCUCUGGAUGGCUCCUCUGGUCACGCUGCCCGCGGGCGCGGUGCAGGAGGAGGAGGCGGCGAUGUCAGUUCCAAGAUGUAAAUCUAUGAAGGAAACAGACUUAAUGAAGACGUCCGUGUCAGACUGUUACUGCUACAAUCAAAACUUACAGAUAGAGUGGAUGCAUGUGUGGUCAACUGUGCAGGUAACAGUUUCCAGUCCAGGCCUGCUCAACAUAGUAUAUAUCACAGGAAGUCACAAGUGCCAGCACCCAGAAACUGUCCUAUCGUUUAUCAGAUGUGUGAUUCAUAACUUUUGGGCACCAGAGGAGUCUAAUGAAACGACCAUAGUCUUCAGCCCAUAUGGGGAAACUGUAUGCUUCUCUGUAAAGCCUGUUGGGAGGAUAUUUACCUACGUAGUAAGCGUGAAUAGAAAAGCUGUGGAUUUCAAACUCUUCCUUGUGUUUGUGACGGGCAUUUUUCUUUUCAUUUAUGCCAAGACCUUGAGCCAAAGCUCUGUUUUCUAUUACUCUUCGGGUACCGUGUUAGGGGUUGUAAUGACACCGGUCUUUGUCCUUCUGAUGACUAAGAGACACGUUCCAAAGUAUAGCACGUUUGGGGCGCUAAUGGUUGGUUGUUGGUUUGCUUCAGUUUAUGUUUUGUGCCAGCUGAUGGAAGACCUGAAGCGGCUGUGGUGUGAAAACAGAAUGUAUGUAUUAGGCUACGUCUUGGUUGUCGGACUCUUCAGCUUUGCCGCCUGUUACAGUCACGGGCCUCUCACUGAUGACAGGAGCAGAGGCCUUCUGAUGUGGACACUGCGGUUGCUCUCCCUGGCUCUGGUCUACAGUGGUGUGGCCGUGCCUCAGUUUGCCUGUGCUGCUGCGACACUCCUCCUGCUCUCCAGGGGUAGGCACUAUCCACUCAGAGCACUCGGCUAUCUGAGGCGGAAGAUGAGGCCAUGGUUCACCACAGAGCUGCUGGUGCUGAGGUAUCUCAGUGAUGAUGAGUACAGGGAGCAAACUGAGGCCGAAACAGCCCGCGCCCUCGAGGAACUGCGCCGCGCCUGCUGCAGGCCCGACUUCCCUUCCUGGCUGGCUGUCUCCAGACUCCAGGCUCCUCAAAAGUUUGCAGCCUUUGUUCUCGGAGCCAGCCACUUGUCACCAGAGGAAGUCAGCACACAUGAGAAGCAGUAUGGCCUUGGGGGUGCCUUCUUAGAAGAGCAGCUCUUUAGCCUGCAGACUGAUGGUCUACCUGCAAGUUGACUUCGUUCUGAACAGCAAAGUGGGCAAAAGGCAAAGGCCCUAUUACAGCUGAGCAGAACCUGCCUGGUGGGGAGAGAGCAUGCGCUGCAGAGAAAA